CACUUCAAGUAAAAAAAUUACACAUGCAUUCACCUGAAUUGCUUCAUUAUUACCCGAAAUUCCAUUCCAUGGACUCGUAUAUGAUCCGAUUAUCAAGUCCAUUUACCUACAAUCACAAAUGCUACCUUUUUGCCAAUCAAAAACUUAGCCGUCAUUUCACGUCAUUCAAUUUCAGGCUCCAAAGCAGGAAAAAUUCUACUUCUGAUGCUAAGGAGUUCGACGAAUCGGCAUUUGAAGCUGAGAGGUUGAGACUGGACGCAAAGGCUCGAGAAUCAAUGGCCCAGAUUUCCAAAACAAUGACGGAAACGACUGCAGAAGCCGAAGCUGAUCCCAAAGCUUGGAAAUGGGUCAUUCGUAAAAGGAUUUGGGAUUUAAUGGAGGCGCAGAAUAUUGCACAGAACCCAAGACCCGUUCAUCAUCGGAUCCCAAACUUCGUCGGUGCCUCAUCUGCUGCCAAAAAAUUGAGUGAGCUGGAAGCAUUUGUGAUGGCUAACUGUGUGAAGGUAAACCCGGAUUCACCUCAAAAGCAAGUCAGGUUUCUCACUCUUUCUGAUGGCAAGAAGUUGCUUACUCCGCAACCUCGCUUGAGAACCGGUUUCUUUUCAAUACUUGAGUCCUCUAUGUUGACUCCUAGUACCAUCAACGAGGCAUGCACUUCUGUAGGGGUUGCAAAGUAUGGAAGGCCAAUUGGAUUCGAUGAAAAGAUCAAGGUUGAUGUAAUUGUCAUUGGUUCAGUUGCUGUAGAUCCGAAAACUGGGGCUCGACUCGGCAAGGGAGAGGGAUUUGCUGAACUCGAGUAUGGCAUGCUGCGGUAUAUGGGUGCCAUUGAUGAUUCAACUCCGGUGGUUACCUCAGUGCAUGACUGUCAGAUUGUAGAUGAUAUUCCAGUUGAGAAACUGUUGGUCCAUGAUGUCCCUGUUGACAUCAUUUGUACUCCUACUCAAGUUAUUUUCACCAAUAGAACAGUCCCAAAGCCUCAAGGCAUUUACUGGGAUAAAUUGUCUCCGGAAAAGCUGGGGCAAAUUCGGAUACUAAGAGAGCUCAAAAGCAGAAUUGAACAGGAGACUGGGAAGAAGCUCCCCUGUGGUCCAUCUGAGAAAUUACCCCCGACUGCUCAAAGAAGGCGCCGGCGUUCUUAAAUACCGAAUAUGGUAAAUGAAGAAUAACAAAAAGUUCCCGAGAUUGGCUUCUUGAAUCUUCUUUUUUCUUUUUCGAAAAUAGAAAAUUUUUGUUGUCUAGACUUUGAAUGACUCAAUAAAAUGAAUGUUGUUAUUAGCACAUAA
Messenger RNA from Gossypium raimondii (Peruvian cotton), 1283 nucleotides. Its product is annotated as 5-formyltetrahydrofolate cyclo-ligase-like protein COG0212. Gene Ontology annotation, cellular component: cytoplasm. Lineage: Eukaryota; Viridiplantae; Streptophyta; Magnoliopsida; Malvales; Malvaceae. Bases 24 to 1139 code for a protein of 371 amino acids. The transcript is spliced from 6 exons. The record is from RefSeq and is a predicted model, not a curated record.